This is a messenger RNA of Cyphellophora europaea CBS 101466, 1545 nucleotides long. Its product is annotated as eukaryotic translation initiation factor 2 subunit gamma. Gene Ontology annotation, molecular function: translation initiation factor activity; GTPase activity; tRNA binding. Gene Ontology annotation, cellular component: eukaryotic translation initiation factor 2 complex; cytosol. Gene Ontology annotation, biological process: formation of translation preinitiation complex; positive regulation of translational fidelity. Lineage: Eukaryota; Fungi; Ascomycota; Eurotiomycetes; Chaetothyriales; Cyphellophoraceae. The record is from RefSeq and is a predicted model, not a curated record. The transcript is spliced from 2 exons. The coding region runs from base 1 to 1545 and encodes 514 amino acids.
AUGGCGACCAACGGCGACAUGCCCAGCGACGACGAGUUCUCGCAACCCGGGACUCCCGAGGGAGAGCUCGUCGAUGCCACAGAAAUGGCCGAGGAUACCAACCAACCUCUGAAGUCUUCCCUCAAAAAGGGCACCUCCGCCGCGGUCCCCGAGCCCGCCGUCACACGACCUCCCCUCCCCGAACAGCCCGACCCAAAGACCCUGGACGUCAGCGUGCUCACGCCCCUCACCCCCGAGAUCAUCGCGCGGCAGGCAACGAUAAACAUCGGUACCAUCGGCCAUGUGGCGCACGGCAAGUCCACAGUCGUCAAGGCCAUCUCGGGCGUGCAGACUGUGCGAUUCAAGAACGAGCUGGAACGAAACAUCACCAUCAAAUUGGGUUAUGCCAAUGCGAAGGUCUAUAAGUGUGACAACGAGGCCUGCCCCAGGCCUACAUGCUAUCGGUCCUACAAAUCCGAGAAGGAGGUUGACCCGCCGUGCGAGCGGGAAGGAUGCGGUGGCACAUACCGCCUGCUUCGUCAUGUCUCGUUCGUCGAUUGCCCGGGCCACGAUAUUCUCAUGAGUACCAUGUUGUCAGGCGCCGCCGUUAUGGACGCCGCCCUUCUCCUCAUCGCAGGCAACGAAUCAUGCCCGCAGCCUCAAACCUCUGAGCAUCUGGCCGCCAUCGAAAUCAUGAAACUCAACCACAUCAUCAUUCUGCAAAACAAAGUCGACUUGAUGAAGGAAGACAACGCCCUUACUCACUACCAAUCCAUUCUCAAAUUCAUCAAAGGCACUGUCGCCGACGGGAGCCCCAUCAUUCCUAUAUCCGCCCAACUCAAAUACAACAUCGAUGCGAUAAACGAAUAUCUCGUCACCCGCAUCCCCGUGCCGCCUCGAAACUUCUCCGCCGCCCCACACAUGAUCAUCAUCCGCUCUUUUGACGUCAACAAGCCCGGUGCCGAGAUUGAGGACCUGAAAGGCGGCGUGGCCGGUGGUUCGAUCCUGACUGGCGUACUGAAAUUGGGUGAUGAAAUUGAGAUCCGGCCAGGUAUCAUCUCGCGCUCGGAAUCCGGUCAGACCAUCUGCCGACCCAUUCUUUCACGUAUCGUGUCUCUCUUCGCUGAGCAUAACGAUCUCAAGUUUGCAGUACCAGGCGGCCUCAUCGGUGUUGGUACCCGCGUCGACCCUACCCUCUGCCGUGCCGAUCGUCUCGUCGGCCACGUGCUCGGCCUCAAAGGUCAGCUACCCGAGAUCUACAUUGAGAUCGAGGUCAACUACUUCCUGCUGCGCCGCCUGCUGGGCGUCAAGACUGCCGACGGCAAGCAAGCUAAGGUGGCCAAGCUGGCCAAAAACGAGGUUCUCAUGGUCAACAUCGGCAGCACCGCCACAGGUGCCAAGGUCAUGGGUGUUCGUGCUGAUGCCGCCAAGCUGACUCUCACCACGCCCGCCUGCACCGCGGUUGGCGAGAAGAUCGCCUUGAGCAGAAGAAUCGAGAAGCACUGGCGGUUGAUUGGCUGGGCAAACAUUGUCGCGGGCAAUACGGUUGAGCCCGAAAUCUCUUGA